Molecule: messenger RNA, 1566 nt
Organism: Paramecium tetraurelia
Lineage: Eukaryota; Ciliophora; Oligohymenophorea; Peniculida; Parameciidae
Exons: 4
Source: RefSeq, a predicted model, not a curated record
AUGAAAACCAACAGUGUUCAUUCAAUCAUUGUUGAUAAAUAACCUAAAUACUCUCAUAUCUUAAAUGCCCAACUCUUCAGUGGUUAUCUAGUCCGCGGAAAGGAUCACUCCAAAAAACUCUCGAAUUAACUAAGCCCAUCAGAUGAUUAAAAAUUAUCAAGCAAUUUAUCAACAUCUUAGAGUUAUGUGAAUGCUAUGAAAGCAUUGCAAGACAAAAUCAAAUCCUUAGAAACUGAAAACUAAAAUCUACAAACCUAGAUUAAUUCUCAUGAAUUUAUUAAAUCAAGCGAGAUAUAGGAAAGAUAAGUAAGUUCUCAUGGCAAAUUAAGUGAGAACCAAUAAAUUAGAGAUGUUGAGUAAAAGUUAGCUGAGAUAGAAAUUGAAAAAGACUCAAUGAAAGAAGAGUAUGAAUAAAAAAUUUAAUAAUUACAACAAAAUUUAAUUAACAUCGCUUUAUAAUCAGACUAAAGAUAUAGAGAAUAAUAAGAAACUAUACAGUAGUUGUAAUUCAUUUAUCUAUUCACUCAUAGAUCAGACUAGUUGGAAUUGCAAUUGGAAAGCAAUUAAAACUAUAGAAAUAAAAUUAACUCUCAAAACCAAGCAAUUUAGUAGGAGAAAUAAAAUAAUAGCAAUCUUGAAUACAUUUUAGAUUAGGAGAGGAGAGAUGGCAAAUGUUUAAUUGAAAAGAAUGAGCGGUUGUUGGACGAAGUCAGUAAAUUAAAAGAGCAACUAUUUGAAAUACGAACUUAUAUGAAUUGCUAUACAACAUAAUACGAUGAAGCGAAAAUCUAGAGAUUGCAAGAAGAAACAACUAAAUAUCAAAUCUAGAUCUAAGAAUUGACUGGAUAGGUGGAAUAAUAUAAGGAGCUCAAUUUAAAGUUGAAAUUAGAGUUAGAACAUUUAAAGUAUGAAUUGGAAAAAUCAGAAUUCAAAAGAGUUAAGAAAUUAUCAGAGUCUCACAUCUAAAUUGAUUUACUCAAGCAAUAAUUGAUUAAUUUGUCUUCCAAUUCCAUAAUUCAUACGUAAAGUCCUAGGGACACAUCGAAAAGGAGUAAAUUGAGUACGAAUAUCUUUAACAACAAGACUCAAAGUGUAAGGAAUUAUAGGAGGAUCAAUAAUGAUAGCAACAAAAAGAUAUUAGAUUAACCUCGCAAUUCGAUGUUUAAUAUUUAAUAAGAAUUGUUUAAAUAGCCAUAAAAUGAUUUAUAGAGUAGUGCAUUUAGUAGAUAAAAGACUUAAGAAUAUAAUUUUCUUACUCAGUAGAAGAGUGACGAUAGGUAUAAUAAAGGGAAUUCGGCAGAUGAACGCGUUUAAACAGAUUAAUUAAGUGCAAAUAAGCAAUAGAAAUACUUCCAAGCCUAAUAAAGAAUCCAUCAUUUAAAUGAAUAAUUGAAAAUACUUAAUAUGAAAUACGAGGACAUUGAAAAUGAGAUUUCAUAAUAGAUUGAUCUAAAGAUAAAAUAGGAAAAAAGAUAAACACUGCUUCAGAUAAUAAAUUAAAUACAAGAAAUUAAUAAAGAAUUGAAUGAUCUUGUAACUAUUUCCAAACUUGCUUAGCAAUUGUGA